Closterium sp. Naga37s-1 is the source of this 10380-nucleotide messenger RNA. Lineage: Eukaryota; Viridiplantae; Streptophyta; Zygnematophyceae; Desmidiales; Closteriaceae. The record is from the annotation of a GenBank genome assembly.
AUGGAGGAGGAAGAUGGGGGUCCUGUGAAAAGGGAUCCGGAUGGAUUUGAUGCAGCUGUUAAUCAGCACGAGGAGGAGGAGAAGAGAAGCGGAGUUGGGAGGGUUGACGUGGCGGCUGGGGGCCCUGAAGUGAGGGUGAAACGAGAGCCAGAUUUACUUGAAGCGGAAGAGGCGGCGGAUCAUUGUUACGAGGAGGAGAAGAGAAGAAGGCUUGGGAGGUCGAAUGGGAAGCUGGGUGGAAAAACGGAUGUGGGCGCUGGUGGAGGGAAGGGGAAGGCUGUGGAUGUCACAGCAACUGCGGCGAGGCAGGAGGGGACGCCAAGUGCCCGUACAGAGAGGGGUGUUGGAGAAAGGGAACGGGGAAAAGGGGGUGGUUAUACGGGGCUGGGCGUGCUGGGGGUUUCAGGCUUGGAUGGUAGCGGAAGCAUGCAGAAAGGGAAGUUUGUUGAGAGCGUGGCUGGCAGCCUUGUCAGCCCUGCUGUCAGGACGCAGCAUCUGGCGGUGGGAGGAUCAGGCCUGGGAGCACUGGGGGUUUCAGGCUUGGAUGGCAGGGGCAGCACGCAGAGAUGGAAGAUUGUUGAGAGUGUGGCUGGCAGCCCUGUCAGCCCUGCUGCCAGGACGCAGCAUCUGGCGGUGGGAGGAUCAGGCCUGGGAGCACUGGGGGUUGCAGGAUUGGAUGGCAGCGGCAGCACGCAGAGAUGGAAGACUGUACAGAGUGGGCCCGUCUGUGCUGCUAGAGGGGAUCUGGCGGAUGGACGAGCAGGGCUGGGAGAUUCACGCUCGGAUGGCAGCGGCAGGAUGCAGAAAGGGAAGAUUGUAGAGAGUGUGUCCGGCCGCCCUGCCUGCCCUGCCAGCCCUGCCAGCCCAGCCAAAAGUGGGCUGCCAGUGGGGCAAACAACACUGGGAGCACUGCAGGGUGCAGGAUUGAAUGGCAGCGCCAGCACGCAGAGAUGGAAGACUGUACAGAGUGGGCCCGUCUGUGCUGCUAGAGGGAAUCUGGCGGAGGGACGAGCAGGGCUGGGAAAUUCACGCUCGGAUGGCAGCGGCAGCAUGCAGAAAGGGAAGAUUGUAGAGAGUGUGUCCGGCCGCCCUGCCUGCCCUGCCAGCCCUGCCAGCCCAGCCAAAAGUGGGCUGCCAGUGGGGCAAACAAGACUGGGAGCACUGCAGGGUGCAGGAUUGAAUGGCAGCGCCAGCACGCAGAGAUGGAAGACUGUACAGAGUGGGCCCGUCUGUGCUGCUAGAGGGAAUCUGGCGGAGGGACGAGCAGGGCUGGGAAAUUCACGCCAGGAUGGCAGCGGCAGCAUGCAGAAAGGGAAGAUUGUAGAGAGUGUGUCCGGCCGCCCUGCUAGCUCUGCCAAGGGGAGAAUGCCGGUGGGACGAGCAGGGCUGGGAAAUUCACGCCAGGAUGGCAGCGGCAGCAUGCAGAAAGGGAAGAUUGUAGAGAGUGUGUCUGGCCGCCCUGCUAGCUCUGCCAAGGGAAGGCUGCCGGUGGGAGGAACGGGGCUGGGAGCAGUGGGGAGUGCAGGCGGUCAUGGCAGUGGCGGCAGCACGCAGAGAGGGAAGAGUGUGGAGAACCGGGCUGACAGUCCUGCCAGAUCUGCGAGGGAGCAGCGUUUGACCGUGAGACGAACGGGCCUGGGAGCACUGGGAUUUGGAGGUGCUGUGGCAACUCGAACGGCUUCUCAGGGUUUAGCUUCUAUGGGUGCAGCUGGGGAAGGGGGGGCUGUGCGUGUGUCGGGUUUAAAAGUCCUCAAGAAUGGCACAGGUGCGGUGGAGCCUCAGAAGUCAUCUAGGGGUGUCGCUUCAAUGGGUGCACGAGGGGAAGGGAGGGCUGUGCUUGUGAAGGAGGAAGCAGUGGAGUUGGGAGAGGAGGGAGUGAGGAGUGACGUUGCUCAUGCGGUAACCGUGCCUAAUGGCGGCGGUUCUGCUGUUGCGCAUGGGGUAGCCACAUCAGGUGAUCAAAGCGCUAGCACAUCAGGUGCUGCUGCUGCUGCUGCUGGUGUCGUUGUAUCAGCUGCAACGAAGUCAGUUUUUGAGGCGCCUCAAAAAUCAGGUGAUCCUGGCGCUAGCACACUGGGAGCUGCUGGUGUUGUUGUCGUAUCAGCUGCAUUUAAGUCAAAUUUGGCUCAGAUGCGUUUAAGACGUUGUAGUGGGGAGGCGAAUAAAGUGAAUGCGUGUGCUGCGGGUGCAAGUGCUACUGGUGCGGGUGCUAUGAGUGCAAGCGUUAGUGUUCUGUGUGUGCUUGGGGGACUGCGAACAGUGGAGGGAGGAGGAGCAACACGCGUGGUGCAAGGAAGUGGGGGUGGAAAGGUUAAAGAAGAGCCAAUGAUGUUGGGUGAUGUGGGAGUGGGAGUGAUAGGAAGUAAGGUAAAUCGGAUGAAGGAUGUGGAUAGAGUGGAGGAAAAGGAGAAGGAAAAGGAGGAGGAAGGAAGAGUGGUGCGAGGGAGCGGGGGUGGUGGAAGGGUUAAAGAGGAGCCAGUGGAGGUGGGUAGUGGGGGAGAGGGAGUGAUAAGAACCGCAGUGAACCGCAUGAGGGGUAAGAGUAGAGAGGAGGAAGGGGAGGAGGAAGGUGAGGGGGAAGGAAGAGAAGAAGGGGAGGAGGACGUGGAAGAGGGGGAAGAGAUUGCAGAGGGGAUGGAUAUGGGAGAGGAGGAGGAAGAAGUGGAGGAGGGUGAGGUGGGCGAAGUUGGAGGAGAGGAGGAAGAGGAGGAGGGGGAGGUGAGAGAAAGCGAAGUGGAGAUGGAAGAAGAGGUCAAUGAGGAGGCAGGAAGUACGUUUAUGGAGGGGGGGAAAUUGGAAGAGGAGAUGGAGAGUGGAGUGGUAAGAAGGAAGGAUAGAGAAGAGGAGAGAGAAGGGGAGAGAGAAGAGGAGAAAGAAGGACUGGAUGGAGAGAAGCAGGAGGUGGAGGUAGAGGUGAGAGAAGGAAAGGAGAGGCAAGAGGAAGGGGAGGCGCAGAUAAAGCAUUGGCAGGUGAAAGAAGAAGAAGCAGUGGAAGUGGAGGGGAGAGUGGGGGAGAGAGAGGGCUGUAGAGAGGCCUGUAGAGGGGCGUGUGAGGUGGAGAAACACGAUGGGGUUGGGGAGAAGGGCCGUGUUUUGAGUCGACUCAAAACACGAGUGGGCAAGGGAGAGGCCUGUAGAGGGGCGUGUGAGGUGGAGAAACACGUUGGGGAGAAGGGCGAGGAGGGAGAAGGGGGCAAGGGGAAGGAGGGAGAGGAGGGUCGGAUAAAGCACUGGCAGGCAGAAGCAGUUGAAGGGAAAAAGAGAGUGGAGGAAGGAGAGGCGUGUGGAGGAGAGUGUGAGAUGGAGAUUGAUGGUGGAGAGGAGUACGCAGGGAGGGAGGAUGGUGAGGGGGAGGAGGAGGGUCAGCAAUGGCUGGCAGAAGCAGUGGAGGUGAAGGGGAGGGUGGAGGAGAGAGAGGGCCGUGGAGGGGCUUGUGAGAUGGAGACAGAUGGUGGGAAGAAGGGCGACGAGGGGGAAGAGGGGGAGGAGGAUAUGAGGGAGGAGGAGGGUGGGGAGGGCAAAAGGGAGGAGGGGGGCCAGAUAAAUCUCUGGCAAGAAGAAGAGAAAGAAGCGGUGGAGGUGAAGGGUGGAGUGGAAGAGGGAGAGGGCGGUGGAGGAGGAGCGUGUAAGCUGGAGAAAGACAGCGAGAAGGAGCAGAGAGGAGCACUUGAGUUGGAGAUCAAUGGUGGGAAGAAGGGGGGGGAGGGGGAAGAGGGGAGGGAGGGGAAGGGGAAGGAGGACGAGGAGAAGGAGGAAAAUAGGGAGAGGGGGGAUAAGGAAGGCAAGGAGGAAGGAGACUGGGGUAGGGAGGCGGCGAGGGCUGGGGGGGAGAUGAGUGGAAUUAGCAAGAGUGCUUGCACGGGGGUUGAUGAGCAGAGUGGAACGGUAGGGCAUGGAGCAACGGGAGGGCAGCAGAACGGAGGAGUGGAGAAAGCAGAGGCAGCUGAAGAAGAAGGUGGAGGUGGAGGAGGGGGAGGAAAGGGAGAAGGAGGGAAGGGAGGAGGGGGAGGAGAAGGAAAAGGAAGGAAGAGAGGAGGGGGAGGAGAAGGAGAAGGAAGGAAGGGAGGAGGGGAAGGAGAAGCAGCUGGUCAUGGCACCUUCAGGACAGCUUCUGAGGCAGCAGCGGUCUCCCACGUUGCUUGUGAGGCACCUCAAGAGUCGGUCCUCCAUGCAACAUCUCAGAAGCCGCAAAAAGCGGUCUCCCACUCGACACCUCCAAAAGCGGUCUCCCACACAACACCUCCAAAAGCGGUCUCCCACAGAACACCUCCAAAAGCUCCCAGGCUUUCCAAGGAGCUGAACCGGCUGUUGCACGAUGCCUGCACGACAGCGGAACAGGCAGCAACUGCGGUGUCCUUUCGGAAAGCACAGGCUGCUCUGGUGGCCGCUUCGCAAGCCCAAACGGCUGUGGUAUCAUCGUCACGAGAGAAUGCUGGGGAUGCUCGAAAAAGGCACAUACAGACUGCUGUGGAGUUGUUGUUAUGGGGAGCAGUGGCAGAGAAGGAGGAGGAGAGAGGAGGAGUGGUGGAGGGGAAGGGAGUGGAGGGAGAGGGGGGUGAAGGGAGGGGGGAGGAGGAGGAGGUGGGGGGGGGAGAUAUGCAGUGUGAGGAUUACUGCUUUGUGUGCUACGAUGGCGGUGACCUGGUGGCAUGCGAUAAGAGGGGUUGCCCCAAGGCGUACCAUCCGGAGUGCACCGGGCUGCCCGAAAAGGUUUUUGAGUCUUCUGCCCCAUGGACUUGUGUCUGCUUUGCUCCACCUCCCUUUUCCCUUUCCGUCCCUCUCUGUGCUCUCCCUUCCUCGCUACCCCUCCCUCCCUGUCUCCCCCCCACAGUGUGGCACUCCUGCUCCCGUGCCUGUCGUCGCUCCUCCCUCUUCCUCUGCCUCCUCUGCCCCACAUCCCUCUGCUGGCGCUGCCUUCGCUCCCUGCGCCGCCAUGUCUGGAUGGACCCUGCUUCUUCUGCCCGAGUGGAAAGAAUCUGGACCUUGAAACUUUCUCGGGCAGCUCAGUUCGCUGCCCGGCUUGCUUUGGGCAGGGUUUCGGGUUUGGAGGGAGGAAAGGGCAGGAGAAGAAGUUGGGAGGGGAGUGGGUCUGUUGGUGGGGAAAGGCAGGAUGGGAAGGAGGAGGCGAGGGGGAAGGAGAUGGAGGGGGUAACUGGGGAUGAAUUAAAUGUAGAGGCGCCCAUGAAACAAGAUGGGGAGGAGGAGGCGAGGGAGAAGGAGAUGGAAGGUGGGGAUGGGGAUGGCGGAGAGAAGGACGAGGUGAAGGGGGAUGAGGAAGGUGGGAGGGAGAGGGAUCGGAAGCAGGGAAAAGAGAGUGGGCAAGCAAGGACGGAUGGGGAGGGAGGGAGUGAUGGCGGCAGAGAGAAUAGAACAGAAAAGGAGAAUGAGGAGGGACCAGAGAGGGAAAGGGGGCGAGAGAGUGCAAAGGAGAGGGAAAGUGAGGAUAAGGGGCAGAAUGUCAGGGAGAAUAGGGAGGAGAAGGGGUUUUCAGAGGGAGAGAGUAUCUGGUGGGGCAGGGAGGGCGAGGAGAGGAGGGAAGGGAGUGUGGGGUGGAUGCUGGAGCAACUGGAGGAAGGAGGACGGAAGGUUCUGGGGCUGUGCGGCGCGUGCUAUGUGAAGUUGGCGAUGAUUCAACACGGCAUCGAGAGGACUCCCACUGGCAGGGUUCUAGACAUGGACGAUACAUUCUCCCCUGCUUGGUAUUUCAAGGACUAUCACUCGGUGAUGCGUGAUCGGGAGCGGUUGAUGAUCGACGUGGGGAAGGCUCCUGAUGACUGGGCCUCUCUCAGAGAGAGGUGGCUGUGUGGGAUCGAGCUGGGUAUGCAUGGCCAUGGGCAUGGCCAUGGCCAUGGUGAUGCUCAUGCGGAUGCACAUGCACAUACCCACGACGAUAAUGAUGGUGGGGACGAUGGGGCAGCAGUAGAAGGAGCGCCCUAUGCAGCCAUCAACGAUCGCAAUCUGACCCAGAUUCACCUCAAGCGCCGGCACAUGGAGGUUGCUGAGAGGCUGGGGUUAGAGAAGGCUGCUGAGCCGGGAGGAAGCUUGGAGAGGUGUGCAGAGGCGUUAAGAGGGAUGCUGGUGGGGGGUUUGGCUCGUCUGCGGUGUUCGGAUGGGUUUGAGAUGGUGAACUAUUCGGGGUACAAGCUUGUCCUCGUUACAAAUGUUGAGUAUUUCACCUCAGUGGCACCCAACUUAGGCUUGGGCCCACCAGGAUUUAACAUACCUCAGAACCAACAGCACCAGCAGCAGCACCACCACCACCACCACGUGAUGUUGGUGACAGUAUUGGACGGCCGUAAGAACCGCCUGGACAGGUGCAGUGUGGCGGAGUUUUCCGACGGUGCAUUCUGCGCUCCCGAGGUGGCGGAGGUCAAAGAGUUGGUGCGACGAGGGUCACUACCUCCCUUCUUCAUGGACAAGUUGGAGGAGCAGGUGCGGCAGAUAAGGCAUAUCUUCUUUGAAAUGACUACCGUCUCACCUUUCUCAACCGCCCCGUACUCCUUGAUGUUGAUGCUGACGGCUCCUCUGCCCCUAACCACCCGCUCUCGCACCCCUCUCUUGCCCCUCCCACCAAACCGCCUCCCACCCAACCGCCUCACACCCAACCGCCUCACGCCCAACCGCCUCACACCCAACUGCCUCACACCCAACUUCCUCCUUCUUCUGCCCAUGCCCCCUCCUCCCAACCCCCCUCUUCACAGCCCCCUUCCUCCCACCCCCCCUCCGCCCAUCCUCCUUCCUACACCGCGCCUUCAACCGUUUUCUCCCCAGGAGGGGCUGUUCCACCCCGAGGGGGAGCAACUGCGCCCACAGGGGGAGCAACUGCGCCCACAGGGGGAGCACCUCCGCCCACAGGGGGACUUCCGCCUCCCCCAGGGGGCGCUCCUCCGCCCACAGGGGGACUUCCGCCUCCCCCAGGGGGCGCUCCUCCCCAAGCAUGGGGGAAGCCUUGCACCUCAGGGGCGAAUGACUCUCUUCCACCUCCCCCAGAGGGCGCACUUCCCCCUACAGGGGGGAAACCGCCUCCCCCAGAGGGCGCACUUUCCCCCACAGGGGGGAAACCUUGCACUUCAACAUCAACGUCCCCUCACUCUCUUCCUUCACUGGUGGAAACGCCUGGGGCCCUACUCACUUACUCAGUUGUACCAGUGGGAAGGCCAUGCCGGGUUUAGGGAUACGCUUGUGUGGAAUGCGAGGGAUGCUGCUGUUAGUGGUGGUGCGGUGGUUGCUGAUCGGUUGGGGUCGCUUUUGGAUGAGUGGAGGCCGGUGAAACUAGCAGCAGAGCAGCAGCAGUUGGCACGAGAGCAGCAAUUGGCAGCAGGGCAGCAGUUGGCAGCAGGGCAGCAGAUAGCAGCAGGGCAGCAGUUGGCAGCAGGGCAGCAGAUAGCAGCAGGGCAGCAGUUGGCAGCAGGGCAGCAGUUAGCAGCAGGGCAGCAGUUGGCAGCAGGGCAGCAGUUAGCAGCAGGGCAGCAGUUAGCAGCAGGGAAGCAGAUAGCAGCAGGGCAGCAGUUAGCAGCAGGGAAGCAGAUAGCAACAGGGCAGCAGUUAGCAGCAGGGCAGCAAUUGGCAGCAGAAGCCAAAGCAGAAAAGGCAGAAGGAGCAGGUGAAACAAGAGCAUCAAGGCCAACAGCAACAUCUGGGGGCGAAGUAGCUGCGGCAGAUGGGGUAGGAAGAACAGCAGGAGAAUCUACAGCUGCAGGAGCAUUGGUAGGAGGAGCACCAGGAGCAGCAACUGCAGCAAGGGCAACGGCUGGUGGUGCUGGUGGUUCUGCUGAUGGUGGUGCUGAUGGUGGUGCUGGUGGUUCUGCUGAUGGUGGUGCUGCUGGUGGUGCUGGUGGUUCUGCUGAUGGUGGUGCUGCUGUCGCUGCUGCUUUUGCUGCUUUUGCUGCUGCUGAUGGCGCUUCUGCUGGUGCUGCUGACAACGAUAAUGAUGGUGGUGAUGGUGAUGGUGGUGACUAUAAUGGUGUUGACAUGGAUUGCAGUGAGGAGGAUGAGGAUGUGCAAGAAUGUGACUAUGGCGAGAGUGAUGAUGAGAGUGAGGAGGAUUCAUUAGAUUCUAUGGAGCUGAAGCUGGGGAUACGGAGGAGGAGAGAGGAGAGGCUCGCACAGGCAAUGGGGGGCAUGGGAGGGGGGUGGGGAAAUGGAGAGCUGAAUGGGGAGGGAAGGGCAGGUGGUGAAGUAAUAGGGAGGACUGAAGGGGCAGUGGGCGGAGUGGGGGGCGUGGGAGCGGGAGGAGGCGAGGGGGUGGGAAAUGGUUCUGAGACGGCACAAAAUUCUGGCGGCAUAGUGGGUGGAGGAGGCGACGGGAGAGGGGGAGAAGUGGGAGUGAGUGGUAAGAGAGUGGGAGAGGAUGGUAAGGGAAUGGGGGAGGGUGGUAAGCGAGUGACAGAAGAAAACAGCAGUGUGUUGAGAGGGCAGGGGAAGGGAAUGGAGGGGGUGGGAGAGAGAGUGGAAUUGGAAGGGAGAUAUGGAGUGGCAGGGACUGGAAGGGGAACAAAGGAGCAAGGGACAGGAGGAGAGGUGCAAGGGACAAGAGGAGAGGAGCAAGGGACAAGAGGAGAGGAGCAAGGGACAAGAGGAGAAGAGGGCAGGAGGAGCAAUGGAGUUAGUAGUCCCAGCAGCAGAAGAAGCAGGGGUAGAGAGAGGAGCAGGAGCAAGGAUAAGGGUAGGCACAGGAGUAGGAGCAGAGAAAGGGGAAGGAGGAGCAGGAGCAGAGAUAGGAGUAGAAAGAGAAGCAGAAGCAAGGAUAGGGGAAGGCACAGGAGUGGAAGCAGGGACAGGGAAAGGAGGAGGAGUAGGAGCAGAGAUGGAAGAAGCAUGAGCAGAAGCAGAAGCAGAGACGGGAGGAGAGGAAAGGAGAGGAGCAGCAGAAGUAGGGAACGGUGGGAGCGGUGGGAGCGGAGAGAGGAAAGAGAGAGGGAAUUGGAGCGAGGGGGGUCGGGGUGGAGGGGUGAAGGGGCGGAGAUGGUAGGGAUUCCGAGUUGGGGAGAAGGCGUGGAAGGUGGAGGGAGAGGAAGAGGCGUGAGAGGAAGGGGAGGGAGAGGGAGAGGGAGGAGAGUAAGGGAAGGGGAAGCAAGGGUUUACAUCUUUAGAGCUCAGCCAAGCGCUGAUGUUGGUGCGGAGGAGGGACCACCUGGGUUCAAUUAUGGGCAUUCAGUUGGGGAAGGGCUAGCGAGAGGUCAAGGGGAAGGGCUUUUGGUAGGGAAAGGGCUAGGGGAAGAGCAAGUGCGGGGGCGAGUAGAAGGGCGAGUGGAAGGACGAUCGGAAGGGAAACUACAGGGGCAGGGGCGUUUGUACGAAGGAUGGGGGACAGGAGAAGAGGGUUCAGUGGGGUGGGGAGGAGCAGGGGAGGCUUGGGGUGGAGGAGGGGGAGUUGGAGGGGGAAGUGGAGGUAGUUGGGGAGGGGGAUGGGGAAAAGGGGGUGGUCAGGGGGGAGGAGAAGGGGGAAAAGGAGGGUGGGGCGGAGGUAGUUGGGAAGGAGAAGGGGGAGGUGGAGGGGGUUGGGGAGCGGUAGGCACAGGUGGUUGGGGGGGAGGGGCAGGAGGAGAAGGGGGGGGGAGAGAAGGGGGAGGGGGAGGUGGGGUCAGAGGUGGUUGGGGAGGAGAAGGGGGAGGAAGGGGUGAAGGUGGCUGGGGAGGGGAUUGGGGGAAAGGGGAAGGUCAGGGGAAAGGAGAAGGAAGAGGGGGAGGGGGAGGGGGAGGUAGGGGUAGUUGGGGAGGAGAAGGAGGAGGGGGGUGGGGAAGGGGAGGAGUGCAGGGAUGGGGUUCAGAAAAAGACAAGAACGAAGGAGGAGCACGGGGACAGAAUGUCAGUCAGGAGAUGAAUCCCUCGGAGGCGUGGGAGGGUCGUGGGAGAGGCAGGGAGGAGAGUGUGUGUGAUAGGGAAGCAGUGUUCGUGGGCGAAAUGAAGAAGCUUCAGCGAACUUUGGCGAAAAAUCCAAUUCGUUACGGCGGGAUGGCCAUCGCGCUGAAGCAAGGGCUCAAAAAGAUGCAAAAGAAUGCUCCAAGCGAAUUGCUCCCCGCGGUCACCAUUCUCGUUCCGACCAAUCGCGCGCUUCUCGCCGCGAGCCUGAACCCCGCUUUCCUGAUCGACCUCAUUCAAAACAAGAAAAAAGUCCAGAGUAUCGCCAAGGUGAACGUGCUCGUCGGCGAAUACGACUACAGUACUUUAAAGUCUACACCCAAGGGACAAGGAAUACAAACGGCUGAUUCGAAAAAGAAAGUCGCGAGAUACAAGGGCCAGGAUAGCCCGAUGAUGCAAGGCACGGGAAUGACUCUGGGCGUUGUCGGGGCGAAGGGACGAGCGGAGGUUAUGAAUAAGGACCUGUUUAGCGGCAAUUGCGUUGUUGCGCAAGGAAUCAGCAGACUGCUCCAGCCGUGA